CGCGAGUUGUGCUGUAGCGCAGGCGAGACGGACGCACCACGGAACAGACCUGGAUCGCCGAAGGACUGCGGCGGUUGAAAGCGGAUAGCCGUCUUGUACUGCAGAAUUCUUUUGCAUCUUAGGUCUUCAUCCUGUGGAUCAGCAGGCACUUCAGGAUAUCUGCCACCUUGGAGAGUUUCACUCCAACCUGAUUUAACAUAAUCAUCACAGCUCACACUGUGUGGGAGCAGGAGCCAAUGGAUGCCGCAAUUGCCCCUCAGAAGCCCAUGUACAUGAGUGUUUGAGCUGACCUCCCAAAGGUCACAUAAACAAGCAUUUCAUGUGCCCUCCAUAAGCCCACCUGCAAGAGCGUUUCAGCUGCCCUCCAGAAGCCCAUGUGCACAAGCAUUUAACCUGCCCUCCAGAAGCCUACGUGCACGAGUGCUUCAGCUGCCCUCCAGAAGCCCAUGUGCACAAGCUUUUAAACUGCCCUUCAGAAGCCUUCGUGCACGAGCAUUUCAGCUGCCCUCCAGAAGCCGAUGUGGAUAAGCGUUUCAGCUGCUCUCCAGAAGACCAUGUGCACAAGCAUUUGAGCUCCCCUCCAGAAUACCACGGGCACGAACAUUUGUGACCCUUCCCUUCGCUGGCCCAGCUGGCACACCUGCGUGCUGGGUCCUGGAUUACCGAGGCACGGGGUUGCCUUUCUACUGCGGUGUGGUGCAGGAUGAGAACUCCUCUGCUGCUCGUAGCAUGCCUGUGUCUCUGCGUGGAGGCCCAGGGAGCCCUGAGGACUACAGGGGGCUUGAGGAAAGGAGAAAAGAGGCAGGUGGGAAUGUCUGGAGAGGGGGCGCUACUGAGACGCUUCAAACGAGGCUGGAUGUGGAACCAGUUCUUCCUGCUGGAGGAAUACACAGGAAGUGAUGACCAGUAUGUGGGAAAGCUGCAUUCGGAUAAGGACAGAGAAGAUGGCACGGUGAGGUAUGUUCUCACAGGAGAGGGAGCAGGCUCCAUUUUUGUGAUUGAUGAGAAUUCCGGUGACCUCCAUGCCACCAGGAGGCUGGACCGAGAGGAGAAAGCCUUCUACACCCUCAGCGCUAAAGCUGUAGACAAGUUUACAGGCCGAGACCUGGAGGGACCAUCACAAUUCACAAUAAAAAUCCAUGACAUCAAUGAUAAUGAGCCAAAAUUCACCAGAGACCCCUACACUGCUUCUGUGCAGGAGAUGGCUGAUGUAGGCACGUUUGUAGUGCAGGUGACAGCCACAGACGCAGACGACGCCACAUACGGGAACAGUGCCAAGGUGGUGUACAGCAUCCUCCAGGGCCAACCCUACUUCUCUGUGGAGCCUGAGACAGGCAUCAUCAGGACAGCUCUGCCUAAUAUGAACCGUGAGGUGCGUGAGUACUACCAGGUGGUGAUCCAAGCCAAGGACAUGGCUGGCCAGAUGGGCGGUCUUUCAGGGACCACCACAGUAAACAUCACCCUGCUGGACAUCAACAACCACCCCCCUCGCUUCCCCCAGGGUGUUUAUCAGUUCAGCAUUUCCGAGUCAUCAGAUCCUGGCAGUGUGAUUGGAAUGCUGAGAGCCACGGAUGCUGACACUGGCAGGAACGCUGAAAUGGAGUACACCAUCAUGGAUGAGCAGGACAUGUUCCAGAUCUCCACCAACCACAGGACUCAGGAGGGAGUCAUCACCUUGAGGAAGCAUCUGGACUACGAGAAGAAGAGGACAUUUUCCCUGAGGGUGCAGGUGGAGAAUGUGUACCUGGAUCCCCGCUUCCACUCCCGGGACUCUUUCAGAGACACGGCAACCAUCAAGAUCUCGGUCGAAGACGAGGAUGAGCCUCCUACCUUCCUGCACCCCGCCUAUGUGAUGGAGGUCAAAGAGGAUGCAAAGAUUGGGACAGUCAUCGGCUCGGUCAGAGCUGUGGACCCUGAUGCUAACCGUGUUCCAGUCAGGUAUCUGAUAGACUGGCAUACAGAUAUGGACCACGUGUUCAACAUCCACCCAAACAACGGCUCUGUAUACAUCGCUCGUCCUCUGGAUAGAGAGGAGCAUGCGUGGCAUAACAUCUCUGUGCAGGCAGCUGAGUAUAACAACAAGAUAAGCCAUGUGCCAGUGUAUGUCAGGGUGCUGGAUGUGAACGACAAUGCACCCACCUUCGACACCACCUAUGAGCCGCUCAUCUGUGAAAAUGUCAAAGCUGGCCAGAGGAUCCAGACUGUGAGUGCCUCAGAUGCUGACCAGCCCACUGGGGGUCACAGAUUUUUCUUCCGUUUGCCACCAGAAGCUUCUGUAAAGGCCAACUUCACUGUCACAGACAACAAAGAUAACACUGCCAGCAUAGUGACACAGCGCAGUGGUUAUAGCAGUCUCCAGAGGGGCACGUACCUGGUUCCCGUGGUGAUCACCGACGGAGAGUCACCCGAACAGAGUAGCACGGCGACGCUGACAGUGCGUGUGUGCGCGUGUGAUCGUCAUGGAAACCCAAGACAGUGUUCAGCGGAUGCGCACGCACUGUCCGCUGGUUUGAGCACCGGGGCCCUUGUUGCCAUCCUGAUGUGUGUCUUCAUCCUGCUCAUGAUUGUGGUCCUGUUUGCGGCUCUGCGGAGACAGGCAGAGAAGAUGGAACCUCUCAUUAUGUCCAAGGAGGAUGUGAGAGACAACGUGGUGAGCUAUAAUGAUGAGGGUGGAGGAGAGGAGGACACUCAGGCCUUUGACAUUGGCACCCUGCGCCAUCCUGAAGUUGUGGAGGACUCUGCCCACAGGCGGGACGUUGUCCCAGAGAUGUUGUACCCGCCCGGGCGGUGGGCGGUAGGACGGGCGUGUGACCACACGGAUGUACGCGACUUCAUCUCACAGAAGCUGCAGGAGAAUGACUGUGACCCGACAGCGCCCCCUUAUGACUCACUGGCCACCUACGCGUACGAGGGCAGUGGCUCUGUGGCAGAGAGCCUGAGCUCUCUGCAAACGCACAGCAGUCAGGGCCUGCAGGACUAUGACUGCCUGAGCGACUGGGGGCCCAGAUUCAAGAAGCUAGCGGACAUGUAUGGUGGAGAGGAGAGUGACAGAGACUCGUGAGCAGAGAGAGGCAAGCAGAGCAGCAGGUCCCACAACCAAAGGAUCGGUCAGGGGUCAGUAGGGGUCAGCAGGGGUUAACUGGAGCCUCAAAGCCAGUCAAACACACUCGUACCCGCUGAGGGGCAUUUGAAAGUGUGAUGCAAGCUCUGAUGUGGUUUUCCCAAAGUGCCCUUUUGCAGGACAGAAUUGUUGAUGUCAUGUCUGACGGGACUUUCUCGGGACCUUUGGAGAAUGGGGAUUAGCUUUUGUAUGGUCUGGGUAAUUUGACCCUAGCCACAAGCCAUUGGCUGAAUAAAAGGUACUGAGUGAGCUUUACAAACAUGCAUUACGCAUACUGAAAAUGUCACAAAGUACAUGUGUGUACAAGUCUGUUUCAGGGUUUUAGCUAUUGUAAGCCUGAGUAUGCUGUACAAAUGCAUUGUCACAUACCAUUGGUGGAAGCAAUCACUGACAUGGUGGAGUAUGACUCAUGUUAAAAGGAAUUCAGAACAUUCUCACUAUAACUGGUUGUUGUUUCAUGUGCAGUAGUUAGGCGGUGGACUGGUUCAGUGUUUUUGUAUAGUAACGACAUGUCAGAUGGAGCCUGGCUCAUGCCACGGGCUGAACUGGCUGGGUUGUUGGAUUGUGUGUGAUAAGGUGCUUUCCUGUAUCAGACCAUUUGAAGUCUAAUUUCAAGUGCAAAGAAGCUGUCUGGGUUGAGAAUGCCCUGGUCACAAAUGGUGUUGGGAUGACCAACUGUUUUACAGCAACACAAAAUUCCAGCUGCUUAUUUAAAAAAGAAAAAGAAGUGGUUUCAGUCUGCACUAGUUCCUCCCAGAUAUGCUCCCUAGACAAACCCCCAGGCCCUGACCCCACACCCUGACCCCAGGCUAUCAACUUAGUAACUUUGAACAUCUUUGAUCAACUGAUGAAUCCAAAGUAUUAACCAUAACACUGAAAUCUAUGUUAGCCCCAGAUGGCCAAAAAUAAAUUUCAAAUUUAAUGCAUAAUGUUAAUCAUUAGUGUAAUUGCUGACCCAUCUUUGGUAGUGUGAUGUCAGAGCUGUGACCAUGAGAUACCAAUGUAGACUCAUUGAAAUGUACUUUAAUUUAACUUUAUUUUAAUUUAAUUGUACUUUUUCAAAUACAAGUUCAUACAUCUACACAUACUAAAGUACUCAAUAAGAAGGGUCAUUUGUCUCACCAAGGGCCAAUAAAUGUGUUUUAUAUUGCACUUCUUGUUUCAACAUGAAAUCACCGGACACUGGACAACAAAGAGAAAUUGUGAAAUGAACAAAAGUUACUAUAUUCUGGGAUAUUUCAUAUAGUGAUUUAAAUGGCAUGUCAAUUCAAAUAACACUGGUCGAAAAUGAUUUUGCUUCAUACAAAAAUACCUGUUCAAAUAUGUUUUCAGAAUUGGUCCAUCACCCAUAGUUUUUUGUUCCAGUAUACUCAUAUUGUAUAUUGCCAUUAUGUAUAGUAUGGAAAACUGGUACCAAGGAAAGUGUUUCCCCUCUAUAUUGGGAGACUACUGGACACUGAAGAGGGAUGUUCCUGGGGCCAAAUACAGAUAAAAAUCAUACAUUGUACAUUUCAGAAGUAGGUUUGUACAUAUUUUGAGUGUAAAAAACAGCCUUAUUUAUGAACAGGUAAUAUAUACUUAAUGUAAAAUUUUAUUGCCCUGUCAUCUAAAAAUACGUGAUAGAAAAAAAAAAUCUAAAAUCAGAAUUCAGCAUAAAAAGUACUAUAGGUUCCAUUUAUUUUAGUUUAUGAAACAAAAAAUUUCAAACUUUGGUGACCAGUGAAAUUAUAAAGAAAUCUCACCUUUGUACUAAAAUUAUAGCCAAUCUGACAUAAAAGAAGUGUUUUAUCCUGAAUGAAACAAUCCUAAAAUAUAUGUUUGGUUAAAAUGUAUUAGCUCUUGGUGCAAUGACAUUUCCUCUUCCAACAAUACUGGUUAUACAUCCUGGUCAUUAUUGUCCUGUUUCAACAUCCUGGUCCUCUAUUAGACAGUGAAUAGUAAGAGAUGUCGAUGUUGGAGGACAUUUUGACUGGGUUGUGUGUGGUCUGUUGGCUUGGUUUCAGAGCAUAAAGAGAAACCUAACCAUCUCUGACAAAAUGGCCAUCUAUCUAUGCUUUGUACAAUGUGAUAUUUUGUAUCAAAUAUUUAUAUGACUGAAUAUUAAAUACAUGUAAAAUUGA
Molecule: messenger RNA, 5241 nt
Organism: Electrophorus electricus (electric eel)
Lineage: Eukaryota; Metazoa; Chordata; Actinopteri; Gymnotiformes; Gymnotidae
Product: cadherin-6-like
Biological process (GO): cell-cell adhesion mediated by cadherin; cell migration; calcium-dependent cell-cell adhesion
Cellular component (GO): adherens junction; plasma membrane; catenin complex
Molecular function (GO): cadherin binding; beta-catenin binding; calcium ion binding
Source: RefSeq, a predicted model, not a curated record